Perca fluviatilis (European perch) is the source of this 5198-nucleotide messenger RNA. It is a transcript of the gene bnc1, whose product is annotated as basonuclin 1. The record is from RefSeq and is a predicted model, not a curated record. NCBI's taxonomy places the organism in Eukaryota, Metazoa, Chordata, Actinopteri, Perciformes, Percidae. Gene Ontology annotation, cellular component: nucleus. Gene Ontology annotation, biological process: regulation of transcription by RNA polymerase I.
CCAGUCCACGGCAACAUUAGAGGAGAGAAAGCAGAGGAGGCGUGUGUAUGUAUGUGUGUGUGUGCAUCUGUGCAGUGAGAGUAGAAGCACAGUGACUACUACUCUUUUUGUGGAGUGUCGGUGGCUCAGUGUGUGUGUGUGUGUGUGUGUGUGUGUGUGUGUGUGUGUGUGUGUGUGUGUGUGAGAGAGAGAGAAGACUAAGAAGCGGAGCACGUGUGUGUGUGUGUGUGUGUUGUUGAAGGAGAUGCUGCGGGGUGUGAUGGCUCUUUUGCGUUAGUAUUUGAGCGGACAGGAGAGUUGAAGGCAGUUGUUUUGUGGGACUCGCGGGGAAUGGCAAACUCCACGGUAUCCUUGGAAACCUCCGACUAAAUGACAAUGGCUGAGGCUAUCUGCUGCACUUUGGUGAACUGUAACUGUGACAGCUUCAAGUCCGGGAAGCUGAAGAGGAGGCAGUGUGAAAACUGCAAGCAUGGCUGGGUGGCACACGCCCUGAGUAAACUGAAGGUGCACCACAUGUACCAGAGCAGCCAGGUGGAGAUCGUGCAUUCCAACGUGGUGUUCGAUAUCUGCAGCCUGAUGCUGUACGGCACCCAGGCCAUCCCCAUCCGCCUCAAGAUCCUGCUGGACCGCCUGUUCUCCGUGCUCAAGCAGGAGGAGGUCAUCCAGAUCCUCAACGCACUGGACUGGACCCUGCAGGACUACAUACGGGGAUACGUGCUCCAGGAUGUAGCAGGGAAGGUGCUGGACCGGUGGGCCAUCAUGACGUUCGAGGAGGAGAUUGCCACACUGCAGCAGUUCCUGCGUUUUGGCGAGACCAAGUCCAUAGUGGAGCUGAUGGCUCUGCAGGACAAGGAGGGCCAGGCAGUGUUGGUUCCCAGCACUCGCACCAACUCAGACAUCCGCACUUUCAUUGAGCGCAACACCCCACGCACUGCUGCCAACCUCUCCACAUCCAAAGUCGAUAAGCUGAGCAGCAACAGCAUGCACCACUUUGAGAACUUUGUCAACAGCAUGGCCUUUAUGCUGCCCUUCCAACUGUUAGGCUCUGUUCCUGCUCCGUUUUUGGGCUCACCAACAGGGGCACCGCCGCACCAGCACCACCAGCAGCACCAGCAGCCAUUCCGCGGAUCAAUGGAGCAGCAGACUCAGAGACGAGAUGAUCAAGGUCGGGAUGGUCUAGGAAGGGACAAUCCCCUCCCUCUUUCCCACCCUCCAGAGAGCAGCCUGCUAGGUUCCAGCUCUGUCUCAUUCACUGCUGAUCUAGACCAAAGCGGAGACAAGCCAAUGGACAGCCUCUCCACCACCACCACAAAGAUCGAGGCAGAGGACUUCUCCACUAGUGACAACUACUCGGAUGGGCCAUCCACGCCGUGCACACCCUCCAUGAGCUCUGACGUAACCCAGAUGUCACCCGAGGGCAAGCUGCGCUCUUUGGACAGGAAUGGGUGCAGCGGUGGAGGGGUCUCGGGAGGAGGUGGAUGCUCUUUGAAGAAAGGUCGGGUAUUUUGCAAUGCCUGUGAGAAGACAUUCUACGACAAAGGAACUCUGAAAAUCCACUACAAUGCAGUGCACCUGAAGAUUAAGCACAAGUGUACCAUCGAGGGCUGUAACAUGGUGUUCAGCUCGCUGCGCAGUCGCAAUCGCCAUAGUGCCAACCCCAACCCGCGGCUACACAUGCCAAUGAACCGCAACAACCGGGACAAAGACCUGCGGGGCAGCUUGUCUGGUGAUGAGAGCUCUCAAGGAGAGAAGAGGUCUGAAUAUGGAACCCCCAUCCCUGUCUGCUCUGCAGAAAGCCAUAAGUCAGUGCCCAGCUACAUGGUGAGCCAUGUCGACACUGGCUCGAAACUCCACAGCAGCUCGUUCCCCAGCAUGGGCCAGAGUGGCAUCCUCUUCCCUAACUUAAAAACAGUACAGCCAGUCCUGCCUUUCUACCGCAGCCUGGUAACUCCGGCAGAGCUUGCCAACACCCCAGGCACACUACCCUCCCUACCUCUGUUAUCCUCCUCCGUACCUGUCAAGCCCAUCACAGCCCCUGAUCCUUGCAUGACAGACCCCAUACCAAAGAAAAAGUCAAGGAAGUCAAGCAUGCCAAUAAAGAUAGAGAAGGAAGUGAUAGAGCGGGAUGAGGAGAUGGACAAGGGGAGCAGCUCUGAGGACGAGGCUCCUUUACAGGACAGGAACAAGGAAGAGUGUGACGGACGCCGAGCAGAAGGACAUAUGUGCGCAAGACAAGCUAGGGAGGAGAGAGGGGCUUUCGUUGGGGAAGAGAAGGAAAGGGAGGGCGCCAAGCAUCUGUUGGACCAAUCCUUAGAUACAGAAAUGACAGCGAGAGAGGACAAAGAUGAUGAGCAAAGGCAAGCUGAAACCUCUGCACCCUCGCCCUUCCGAGACAGACUGAUGGAGAAUCACUGUGACAACAACUUACUCUGUCAGGAACCAAAUGGCAAUGAAGACAGGGAGGACAGGGAUCAUGCAAACUCGCUGCAUGCAGCUGACAAGAUUUCCGAGCUCCGAUGGGAUGAGGGUGAGCACAGGCUGACUAACGGGGGAGCUCUCCAGCUCAUAGACCGCCAGAGAGAGGGAUUGGGAUUGGACAGCUGUGUAGACGACUACAGUGACUCAGGUUUGUCUCACCUCGACCCCAGCGCUGACCUGCCACACCACUGUGAGAUCUGCAGUAAGACCUUUAAGAACCCCUACAGCGUCAAGAUGCACUACCAAAAUGUCCACCUGAAGGAGAUGCACAUGUGCACAGUGGACGGCUGCAAUGCUGCCUUCCCCUCCCGCAGGAGCCGAGACAGACACAGUGCAAAUUUGAACCUACACAACAAACUGCUGACCAAAGACUCAUUCAGCCCAGCCAACACCCUAUACUUGCCCUCAUCCCACUGUAGAGACAGAGACUCUGUUGGCCGAGACUACUACCAAGACCAGCGGGACAGAGAUCUGCCCCAUCGAGACCCAACUAGCCAAACCUCUGUCAUCUUCCGAGGACACAAUCGCAUGGGCCUGGUCUUCCCAAUGAGCAAAAUGUCUACUGCACCAACCAAUGCUGAGACCUCUCCCUUAGGAGAAAUGGAGGGAUCAGGAGUAGGAGAAGGGGGUGGAAAUGGGGACGAUGGGGCAGUCUUGGACCUGAGCACUUCCUCCUCUGCCCCACCUCGUGGCAGCGGCAGUGCUCGAUCUUCCUGGGACUCAGACGGUGCCGGUAGUGAGGAAGGGGAAGGGAUUGAAGAGGAUGAGGAGGCGCUCCCCAUGGAGGACAGCGAUGAAAGCUGCGAUGGGAUCGGCAUGGGGAGGCCUGGGGUCGAGGAGUUGGCACUCGGGGAAGAGAGGACCCUGGGCUGUAUUGGGGAGGACAAGGCGGGCUUCAUAGGCGGGGGUGGAUCUCCCAUAACCUGCCAUGUCUGCCAAAAGGUCUACAGCAACAAGGGCACAUUCAGAGCCCAUUACAAGACUGUCCAUCUGCGACUGCUUCACAAGUGUAAAGUCCCUGGCUGUGAUACAUCCUUCUCCUCUGUGCGAAGCAGAAACCGGCACAGCCAGAACCCGAACCUUCACAGGAACCUAGCCGUUAGCUCAGGUGCCACAAUAGACCAGGAGUAGGGUUUUGAGCUCAUAUGCCAACAUGACUGAUUUCCUUGGUUCUAAUUGUUCUUUUGUUGUUGUUGUUGUUGUUGUUGUUGUAGUUGUUGUUUUUGGGCACCUAAAGAAGGCUCACCAAUUAGCACUUUUUAAAUUCCAUAUCGUAGUCCAAUACUUUUGUCAGAGAGAAAAAAAAUAAAGUACAAUAAGGAGUUCAUUUGUUGUGGCAAAUGCAACUUCCUUUUCUAACAAAUGGCUUUACACACAUCCGUCUGUGUUUACACUUCAACAUAUAAAGAAUAACUGAAACAUACACUAAAUUAAUUUUCAACAUUGAGCAAUGCAACCUUCCAGUCUUAAUCUUCUGUUGUGACGCAGUACUGAUUUUUGUUUUGCAUUGGUUUGCCUUACAGCCCAGUUUAGACCUUAAAAAGAUGAAUUUGUAUGAACUGAAUUUGUCCAUGUGUUGUCCAAAGUGAGAGUUGAUCCAUGAAACUGUAUCAUGCGAGUUAUUUCUUUCUGGUGUUUUUGUUGUCAGAUAUCCAUAUCUUCCCUGUGAAGCUGUGCAUAAUGUAUUGAUCAAAAGCAGUAGUGAAGUAACCUCUACAUGUGUCAUUUCAUUCAUUUGGACAAUAGUUUUCAAAAAUAGUCUUUGUUGAAAAGCUAUAGUGUUGUAAGCUUGACCAAUAAGUUAUUGUGUGGUAUUAUAUAUGAUCUGUCUUUACUGUUUGUUGCAUACUGCUAAUGUUGACCAAAGAUUUUUUUCAGCCCACAGGUGUGUAUAGAAACCCCUUCAUUAUUUGUGAAGGGUUUGCAGUAUUAAAAGGGCCCGCCCAGUCUUUUCUCAUCUACUUUGUGAUUAACAGCAGUAUUCAGGGGUGGGCUCUGUUGUAAGAUAAAAUAGAAUUCACCAACACAAUCAAAAAAAACAGCUUUUGACUGAUCUGGGUGAAAAGAAUAUCUUGAUUUUGGUGGAGUUUUUGUAAACAAAAUCUGCUCAUGGGACUAGACUUGAUUAAGGUAUUGCUCUUGUAUUGUUUGUGUGGUUGCUUGCAGUAUCCUGACUGACUGGACAAACAGCAGGAAUAAAUGCUGUGUCUGGAGGCUAGAAGCAUGUACUGUGAAUAAGUCAAACACUGAGAAAUAAAAAGAAAAAAAAGAAAUGCAAUUUAUAAUAAUGGCCCCACACGUGAGCACACCCUAAAAUAGAACUGGUAAACAAUAUGUUUAUUGAACUGUAUAUUCUGUGAAUAGAGUAAUUUGUUAUCUGAAAGAAACCAAAAAAUAUACUGUAUAAAAUAAUGUCACCACUAACAUUACAUGGUUUUUUUUCUUUUCUUUUUUUUUGUGAAUGAACAAGAACAUUGUGUUGUACAUUAUGAUUAUUUCAUCAUGGUCUAUUGUUCUGAUUUUGCUCUACAAUCUGCAUAUUGUUUUCAUUCUGUAUUUAAAUGGAAUGGGCCCAAUUUAAGAUCCCAUUAGUUUGUUGUUUGAAUUUGUUAAAAAAAGGAGCAAAAUCUACAUAUGUUGACAGGUGUUCAUGUUUCCUUUGAUUUAAUGUUACAAUAUUCAUUCCAAUUAAAUAAAAAGCCAUAUGUUUGCAAGCCUCA